Messenger RNA from Daucus carota subsp. sativus, 5058 nucleotides. Its product is annotated as probable disease resistance protein At4g33300. Gene Ontology annotation, molecular function: ADP binding. The transcript is spliced from 5 exons. Gene Ontology annotation, biological process: defense response to fungus. The coding region runs from base 2390 to 4885 and encodes 831 amino acids. The record is from RefSeq and is a predicted model, not a curated record. NCBI's taxonomy places the organism in Eukaryota, Viridiplantae, Streptophyta, Magnoliopsida, Apiales, Apiaceae.
AGGUGGUAUACAUAAUCUGUAAUUCAUAAAAGAUGGCACAAACGGCUGUGAAAAUUUUAUUGUUCCAGCCCCACUGGCUGGGUGCUUUGUGAAAUGAUGCACUAUUAUACUACAGUAGAUUAAAGUGGAGACUGAUUGGGAACCCCCUUCUGCACUUGGGAGUAAUUCUAGGGUUGGAAGAUGAUCUUUAUUCCCCUGCAUGCAAUAAGAUUCUACAACAUUAGAACGAAUUUAACAUUCAUAAAUUAUGUGAAGAGGGAAAAAGAAAGAUGUAAAAGUGAUGCAGGAGAGUUUUAGGUGCAUGUCGAGACCAUAAUGCAUAGCAAAAAAAACUUUUACGUAACUGCAUGACCAUGUCGAUGUGGAUUACAUGAUCAUUCAAAAUAGGAAAAACUCGCUAGCUAAAGAUUGAAGACCACGUAUGGUGCAUGAUCAUGCCUGUAAUUUUUCAAUUCAUAUUUGAUUUUAAUUAGGAUUUCUUUUUAUUUUAUUUUAGGAUUUUAUAUCCCUGUAUAAACAACAUUACGAUGUAACAUAUGAUGACUUUUAAUUGCAAAAAAACGUAAAAAGAAGUUUUUGACUUUAUCUUUUUCUUGUGAAUUUAAGAAACCCAUUGUGAAUUCAAGAUUUUAAGUUUAGGAUUUCUCGUGCAAGUCUUUUUAGGAUUAAUGCUUGUUUUUCUUAUGAUUCCGUGUCUGUUUUUCUUACAUUUCUGUAUUAUUAGAGUACGUACUUAAAAUUUGGUUCCGGUCCGACCCCAUUUAUAAUCUGAUAUACCCCUGUUAUUAGAUUUAUAUAUUCGUUUUGAUUCGGUGUUUAAAAAAAACAAAUUGCCUCACCCGAUUGAUCCAUCAAUAUACAAGGAGAGAGAUCAGUGUAGGGUGAGCAAUUAUCGAAUUCCAUUGGUAGACAGCAAACCGCGUUGCGGGGGGCAAAGACGCAUUCUUCUGUCCUUUGAGUUUUGAUUACAUACAGAUAUGGAGGAGUCAAUCAGAUGCGAUAGCUUUUGUUUGUUUGACUGUCGUGUCAAUUUCAGUUGUUCGUAGUGUUUGGUGCGGAGGGCAGACCAGAGCAUUUAAAUAAAGAAAUUGAUGACACUAACAAGCCUAAGGAAUAUCUAUACCCAAUGCUUUAUUUUUUAAUUAUUUCGAUAAAUAUGGGAAUUGAUAGUGUGUGUUCACAUUGGUUUCACACGCCGAAAGGCUUUUGUAACAUUGUUUACUUAAAUAAUUUUGUAGGACACCGGUUCGCCUCUAAUUUGUAAGUCUUAUAAGCCUACAUUGUCAAAAAAAAGAAAAAGAAUAAGUCAAUUAGUCAGAUACUACAUUUUUAGAUAAUUAUGAAUUAAUCAAUUAAGAACACAAAUCUGUUUUGAAUACCUUCUGAAGCAGACAACUGUCUUUGUUUUUACAUUGAAAGACACAUCACUUGCACUCCCGGUCAUAUAUAUAUAUAUAGGGUCCUACUCUGGUAUAAACCAUCUUAGCGUACAAACUACAAACUAAAAUUAAAAAGUCUCUAAAUCAAAUCGAAAUAUAGCACAUAUGGUAUGGAAAUUGAUCGUUGCGAGAUGAACAAAAAUACAGUGAAGUCGGAUUUCAAAAAAAGUUCACCGAUUAACGGGAAAAUUCAAAUUAAAAACGGAGGGCAAUCUGCGGAUCAUGUGUGACAGGAUGUAUAUUAACUGGUGUGUGGUUGCCUCUGCGGGGCCAUUGGAUUAGAUUCAUCCAAGGGCUUAUAUUGAGUUUGUAGUUUGUACACUAACUUAGUUUGUAUUUGAGCACUUCCCUAUAUAUAUAUAAUAAGUACACUUUAAUGAAAAUCAUAUUAACCAAAAUUAUUACGAAAAUGAAAAAUUAAUGCAAUAAUUUGGUUUUGAUUUAUGUUGAUUUUUAACUUCAAUGUUGUAUUCUAUCCGUCAACAUGAACGAUCAUUUUCUUUGACUGAGAAAUUAUAGCCGGAAGACACUUGUCUUUUAAGUUGAAAGACACUUCUCCUUCUAGGUUUAAUUUUUAGCUGGACGAGAUAAUAUAUCCUGAUUUUUGGAUCGUUCGGCCAAAAAAAUGAUAGCGGGUUAGAAGGAUUUCUGGCCAUCUGUCAUCUUAUAAAUAUUAAAUACUUAAAAUUUUAAUUUUAAUAAAAAUAUAUAAUUAAUAUUAUAAAGGAAAUUAUACUAAUAAGAAUUAUUUUUAGUUAUAUACCAAGUAAAAACACUAUGAAUUAAAACUUAACUAACGGCAGCAGCCGGGAAGGGGCAUUGUAGUAAAUGUACAGAGCACUAGCAAGUAGUAACGUCCUCACUUAGCUAGCUUAGUUGCUACUUAUAUUAACAACCCUCCAUCUCCAAAAAACAAGUGAAACUCGCAUUUCACACCGAGUUAAACUCGCAUGCCAGAUAUGGCCGUCACCGAUUUCUUCGUCGGAGAAAUCGCCACCGAGCUUCUCAAAAUGCUCUUCACAAUCUCUCGAAAAGCAUGCAUGUCUAAACCAGCCGCUGAGCAUCUCAUAGAGACAAUCCACCAGCUCCUCCCCAUCAUUCAAGAAAUCAAAUACUCCGGCGUGGAGCUCCCCGAAACACGCCAACACCAACUCGACACUGUCUCGGAGUCUCUUCGAUCAGGCCGAGAGCUUGCGGAGAAGGUACUCAAGUCUAGCCGCUGGAAUGUGUACAAAAACUUGCAGUUGUGCAAGAAGAUGGAGAAGCUUGACAAGAAUAUAAGCAGGUUCUUAAAAGGGCCAAUGCAAGCUCAUGUGCUGGCUGAUGUUCACCAUCUCAGGUUCGAGACGGCGGAGAGGUUUGAUCGGAUUGAUCACUCGAAUAGGAGGCUGGAGAAGCAGCUUGGAGCUAUGAAGAUUGGGACAGGGUGUGAGGGUGGAGGGUGGUUGGAGGCAGCGGUGAAGAGGGGAGAGGAAGAUCAUGAGAUGUUUGAGGCCAGUUCGGUGAGUAUGGGUGUGGGGUUUCAAGUUGGGAAGAGGAAGGUCAAAGAGAUGCUUCUUGAGAGAGAUGAUUAUGCUGCUGUUGGGAUUUCUGGGAUGGGUGGUAGUGGAAAGACCACUUUGGCUAAAGAGAUUUCUAAAGAUGAUCAAAUCAAGAGUUUUUAUGGUAACAAUAUAUUUUUCUUGACCGUUUCACAAUCUCCAAAUGUGGAAGCACUGAAGCAGAAGAUUUGGGGAAGUGUAUCAGGAGAUGUAAAUGGUUUUAAUGAUGUGAUCCCUCAGUGGAAUUUGAAGUAUAAUUUCAAGUCUGUUGUAAGAAAUCUGAUAAUUUUGGAUGAUGUUUGGUCCCUCUCUGUUCUUGAGCAGCUUAUCUUGCGGGUUCCUGGGUGCAAAACUCUUGUCGUAUCUAGAUUUAAGUUUCCCCCUUCCAUUAUCAACUGCACCUAUGAACAGGAAUUGUUAAGGCAAGAUGAGGCCAUCUCCUUGUUUUGCUUCUCUGCGUUUCGCCAGACAUCUAUACCUUUUGGUACUAAUGAGAAACUUGUCAAGCAGGUUGUAGAGGAGUGUAAGGGGCUUCCCUUGGCCCUUAAAGUGAUUGGAGCAUCACUAAGAGAUCAGCCUGAGAUGUUUUGGACUAGUGCUAAGAAUAGGUUAUCACGUGGACAACCUAUAUGCGAUUCCCAUGAAAUACAGUUGCUUGAACGAAUGAAGUUGAGUAUCGACUACUUGUCAAGUAAGGUGAGGGAAUGUUUCAUGGACCUGGGUUGUUUUCCAGAGGACAAAAAAAUACCUUUAGAUGUUCUCAUAAACAUUUGGGUUGAGCUUCAUGACAUUGAUGAGGCGGAAGCAUUUGCAAUUGUUGUCGAGCUUUCAGACAAGAAUUUACUCCACCUAGUGAAAGAUGAAAGAGCAGGGGACAUGUACAGUAGUUACUUUGAGAUAUCAGUUUCUCAGCACGACUUGUUAAGAGACCUAGCUAUCUAUCUAAGCAAUCGCAACAGCACAAAUCAAAGAAAGCGAUUGCUUAUGCCCAGAAGAGAACAGACGCUGCCAAAAGAUUGGGAGAGGAAUAUGGAUCAGCCAUUCGAUGCACAGGUUGUUUCAAUACAUACAGGUGAAAUGACAGAGAUGGACUGGUUCAAUAUGGAAUUUCCUAAAGCUGAAGUUCUCAUUAUUAAUUUUUCCUCCAGUGAAUACGCCCUCCCUCAUUUCAUCGAAAACAUGCCAAAGCUCAGAGCGUUAGUUAUAAUAAACUAUAGCUCAUCAAGCGCAGUCCUUCACAAUACAUCAGUGUUUUCAAAUUUGGCCAACUUGACAAGCCUCUGGUUCGAAAAAGUAUCUGUUCCUCAGCUACCUUCUGCCACAACUCCCUUCAAGAAGUUGAGAAAGAUAUCACUAGUCCUGUGCAAGAUAUCCCCCAGCCAUGACCAGUCUAGUUUAGACAUGCCCCAUCUAUUCCCUCGACUCGAAGAGCUAACAAUGGAUCAUUGCAUCGAUCUAAUCGAGCUGCACCCCAGCAUCUGUUGCAUCAAGAAGCUCAAGAGCUUGAGUAUUACCAACUGUGACAGUCUUACUAAACUUCCCCUCGAUAUAGGUAACUUAAAGUUUCUGCAGAUCUUAAGAAUUAAUGCAUGUCCGAAUCUGGACAAGCUUCCUCAAGGUAUUUGUGAGCUGACACAGCUGAAGUACAUCGACAUUUCCCAAUGUAUCAACCUGAGGACCCUCCCUCAGGAGAUCGGCAAAUGGAUAUGCCUGGAAAAAAUCGAUAUGAGAGAAUGUCCACAGAUAAAGGUUCUACCAAAGUCCGCGGUCUCACUACGAUCCUUGCUCCGGGUAAUCUGCGAUGAGGAGAUCUCCGUGCAAUGGGAAAAAUUGUUAAAGGUUAUACCAAAUCUCUAUGUUCAGAUUGCAGAGGAAUGCUUCAACUUAGACUGGCUAGCUGAGUAAAUAUCACUUCUUGUAUAUCUGUAAAUAUAUAAUCUAAUGAAUUAGCCAUAGAUAUGUUGUUUCACUAAUAAGUCAUGUUAGGCAGUCAGGACUGUGACUGAUCUACUAGAAACUCGAAUCUAGGAUUUAUUUAUUAAUAAUUAUUAAUAUUAAUCCAAAUGGUUGUUAAUUUA